This is a messenger RNA of Tigriopus californicus, 8800 nucleotides long. Its product is annotated as probable chitinase 10. NCBI's taxonomy places the organism in Eukaryota, Metazoa, Arthropoda, Copepoda, Harpacticoida, Harpacticidae. Bases 74 to 8701 code for a protein of 2875 amino acids. Gene Ontology annotation, biological process: chitin catabolic process; carbohydrate metabolic process. Gene Ontology annotation, cellular component: extracellular region. The record is from RefSeq and is a predicted model, not a curated record. The transcript is spliced from 21 exons. Gene Ontology annotation, molecular function: chitin binding; chitinase activity.
AAGUGAAACUAGGCAUGCAGAAAAAAGAUUGAACGGCUGGAAUUUGCAUUUUCAUUUUUAGUCACACCUCACCAUGAGGGACUAUGGGCGCCGCCGAGGCUUGAACAUGGGCGUGGCACAGCUUCUUUACCUUCUGGUACUUGGCACACCUUUGAGCCACGCCUUCAACUCCUACUAUCCACAAAGACGAUCCUAUUCGCCCUAUCACGUUGAAUCUGAAAGCUUCAGCCGAUCCUCUGUGGAAUCUCCACCCAAUAUUAUAGAAGAUACCGCUCCUGUGACUCGUCCCAUCCAGACCUAUCAACAAGAUUUGACCAGCAUCUCAGUGAACGAUCCCGAGAGCUUCAGUCGAGGAGCAGUGGAAGCAUCAAUAAGGAAUCCUCAACAGGUUCAAGAAGAGCAACCUAAAUAUGAUUUCUUCGGAGCUGCUCAACACCUCGACACUAAGCCCAAAUUCAGUUUUUAUGGAGCGGCUCAGUACUUGAACAAUCAACCCCAAGGGUACUUUGGCAAUCGAAAGUACGAGGAAGAAGAUGAGCAAGAGGAGGAUCAGCUGGCAUCGUCCCAAGGGGACUUUUACCCGGCCCGUUCAGCCGUGGAAAGCUAUCCCCGUGGAGUUACACGAGGAGCUCCCGUUGAUGGAGAGUCAUCCGAGACUGGAGAAGAUUCGUCGGCCUUCAAGAUCAUCUGUUAUUAUGGCUCGUGGUCAAUUUACCGACCCGAACCUAUGAACAUAAAAGUGUCCGACAUUGAUCCGUUCGCCUGCUCUCACUUGAUCUACAGUUUCGCCGGCUUGGAUAAUCAAACAUGGGAGAUCACAUCCCUCGAUCCCGAGCAAGAUAUCGUCAAAGGAAAUUACUUGGCCGCUUCGGUUUUGAAGAAAACGAACCCUAACCUCCGGGUUAUGAUCGCCAUUGGCGGCUGGAACGAAGGGGGUCUGAGGUACUCGCAAAUGGCCGCAGAUCCUGAGCGGCGAGAGAUCUUUGUCAAUUCCGUGAUUAAGUUCUUGGAUCAGCAUAAUUUUGACGGCAUUGAUUUGGAUUGGGAGUAUCCCGGAGCCACUGAUCGUGGCGGCACUUAUGCCGACAAGAAAAACUUUGCUGAUUUGGUGAAUGAAUUGUCUGCUGUGUUGAGACCCCGUGGUCUCCUGCUCUCAGCUGCUGUUUCAGCCGCCAAGUUUCGAAUUGACGAAGGGUACGAUGUUCCCGCAAUUUCCAAGAAGCUGGACUUUAUUAACGUCAUGACUUACGACCUUCAUGGCUUCUGGGACAACAAAGCUGACCAUCAUGCUCUUCUGAAGGAGAGGGAAAACGAGGACUGGGCGGGCAAAAGUUUGAACACGGAUCACGCUAUUCAACACUGGAUUAAAAAAGGAGCGCCCGCCGAGAAAGUCAUUUUAGGUAUUCCCUUCUAUGGUCGUAGCUUCACAUUGGCCGACAAGAACGAUAAUAAACCCGGAGCCGCCACUAUUGCGGGUGGAACCCCCGGCGUGUUCACUAAUGAAACCGGAUUCCUAGCCUAUUACGAGAUCUGCUAUGGAUUAAAUGGCGAUGAUGGUUGGCAAUCCCACGAGGAUAGAGGCGGCAACCCCUACGCCGUGAAAGGCAAUCAAUGGGUGGGAUAUGAUAAUCCUCAAUCCAUUGGAAAGAAGAUGGAUUAUGUGAAGAAGCACAAACUGGGAGGGGCCAUGGUUUGGGCCAUUGAUCUCGACGACGUCUUUGGCGUAUGCAAUCAAGGAAAGUGGCCUUUGAUCUCCAGGAUGAAUGACAAACUCAAUGGAGAGGGUGUGAUCGUGGAAGUGCAGGGCGAGCCCUUGCCUCUCCCAGACUUGAGCCAGCCUCUAACCACAACCACAGAAGAACCAUUCGAGGUCCAGAUCCUGGUGUGCAAGGAAGGCGAAACCGGACUUCUACCAAGCACCGCGAACUGUGAGGAGUUCUACCAAUGUGGAACCGACGGAAGCGCCACCAAAUUCCGAUGUAGCGACGGACUUAAAUUCGACGCCGAGAACGGCAUUUGCAAUUGGCCGGAUAACGUGGAUUGCUCAACCAGAAAUGGAGGUGCUCCCCAAAGCUACAGAUUGAACAAGUGCUCGUCUGUCCAAGAUGGACUCUACAGCGAUCCUGUGGCUUGCGAGAAGAUGUUCUGGUGUCAAAAUGGCAUUCAACAUAAGCUUUCCUGCCCUUUUGGACAAUUCUUCGACCCCGAAGCUGGAACUUGCAGCUAUUUCGCCAAGUUCAGAUGCCCUUCAGGCAAGAUGGUUAGGGUGGGAGAACUCAAUUAUCCAGCUCCAUCUAUUCAACGAUACCUCUUGCCUCAAUCUCAAACCUCGGCAUAUCGUCAGGGGAGAUCUACGUCCAACAAUGUGGUGUGCUACUUCGCCAAUUGGGCGGUCUACCGCGAUGGGGCGGGCAAAUAUGUACCUGAAAACAUUCCGAGCCAACUUUGUUCCCACGUGGUUUAUGCCUUUGCUCGAUUAGACGCCAAAACACACACGAUUGCUUUGUCAGAUGAGUUGCUGGAAAUCAGUCACGAUUAUUUCAAUCGUAUGGUUCGGGAAAGCAAAGCGAGAAACCCGAAGGUCAAGACCAUCUUGGCCAUUGGCGGUUGGGCCGAUUCGGCUGGAAACGCUUACUCGGUUCUGGUGAACUCGCCCUCGAAACGUCAAAACUUUGUCCGAGAGUCCAAGAAGUUUCUGAAGAGCUACGGCUUUGACGGAAUUUCGAUUGAUUGGCAAUAUCCAGUCUGUUGGCAAAGCGAUUGCUCAAAGGGACCCGCAUCAGACAAGCAAGGAUUUGCUGCCCUUCUCCAGGAAUUGAAAGAGGCUUAUGGUCCGAGUGGAUUGAUUGUCAUGACAUCCAUUUCUGGAUUCUUCCCCAUUUUGGAAAAGGCCUACGAUUUCCAAACCAUUGGUCAAAGCGCAGAUUUGAUCAAUGUCAUGACGUACGACUACCAUGGGUUUUGGGACGAAAAGGCCUACCAUCAUAGCCCUUUGAAGGCGACCAUAGGUGUCAGCGAGAAAAAGAGCGCCGAAUUCGCUCUGAACUAUGUCAGUCAGCAAGGCGUUCCUAAGGAGAAACUUCAAAUGGGAAUUGCCCUUUAUGGACAAGCUGUGGUCCUGAGCACGAUCAACAAUCAGGUGGGCGCUCCCAUUGUUCCUGGAAAACCAGCGUCCCCUGGACCCCACACCAUUCAAGGGGGCAUGUUGGCUUACCACGAAAUAUGCUCUGGAAUCAAAUCUCAACAAUGGACUAAGAACAACGGUGAUGAUCGAUAUGGCCCACACGCCUACUCUGGUCAAGAGUGGGUGAGCUUCGACGACCCAGACAUGAUGAAUACCAAAGGCCAAUUCAUCAUUGAAAACGGCUUUGGGGGAGCCACUCUCUUCACCAUUGAUUUUGACGAUUUCAACAACGAGUGUUGCCAAGGACCCAAUCCGAAUUUGAAUGCCAUCAGUCAAGUGCUCCGGGACUUCUCAUUGAACCCUCCAGCAGAUUGUACCAGCCCACCGCCCGUGGUCACUCCUCCACCACUGGAGGAGGGUUCCACCAAAUUUGACUCCUUUGGUCCCGAAUGGGUCCCAACCACCCCAUCCUAUCCAGAACCCCAGAACCCUGGUGUUACCGUCUCAACCACCGAUAGGCCCGCCACGAUCAAAACGACCACGGCGGGAACCGUGGUCCCAGAGGGAGGCUGCAAGAACGGCGCUUACUAUCCAGACCCCGCCGAUUGUUCCGGGUUUAUGCAAUGCGUCAACAACGAAUUGAACCCUCUCUUUUGCGGGGCACCCCUGCUUUGGAAUGACGUGCUCAAUAUUUGCGAUUGGGACUUCAACGUCAAUUGCGCCAAUCGAAGAAGAACCAGCCAGGAGUCUCUUACUGGGGGCUACCCUCAAGGAACUCUGGAUGAAUCUCAAGUAGAAAAUGAAGAUAAUGCAGAAAGUGAAGUAAUCGAAGAGAAAGUCGAAAUUAUCAUAGAUGAGACCAUUCCAUGCCAACCAGGCGUAUACGAAGGCGUUCCUGAGGAUUGCUCCGCCUAUAUCCAAUGCCUUGAUGGUAAGAGAAGAGUUCACUACUGUCCCGAGGGUUUGUUUUGGAACUUGGACAAGAUCACGUGCGACUUCAUGAGCAACGUUGAAUGCCAAGAUCACUCCAUCAAAGCUGACCGUCAAAUACUCCGUGCUGGCUAUCAGGAAUCGCCUUGUGGAGGUCCAGAGCUAAUCAGAGAUCCCAACAACUGUCAAGGCUACCUUCAGUGUGAUGGAGAAGGAUCGUACCUCUCAAGGUCUUGCGGUGCAGGACUAAAUUGGAACAAUAUUGUUUCUCUCUGCGAUUACCCAGACAAUGCUCCCUGUGAUGCUAGUCAACCUGAGGUGGGAGAUGUCAUGAGGCCUCAAAGCCCUGGACUGACUCCAGGAGAUACUACUACCACCACCACUACAACUCCUCGUCCCAUCAAUAAUGCUCCUUUGGAAGUAGUGGAACCGACUCAGGAUCAUUUGAGUGGGGAUUACAAGGUGGUGUGCUAUUUCACUAAUUGGGCCUGGUAUCGUCGAGGCGUGGGCAAAUAUCGCCCCGAGGACAUUGAUCCCGAGCUUUGUACUCAUAUUGUCUAUGGAUUCGCCGUUUUGGACUAUUCAAACAAGAUCAUCAAAACUCACGACUCGUGGGCUGACAUCGACAAUAAAUUUUACGAGAAGGUCGUCGGUCUGAAACAGAAGAACAAGAACUUGAAGGUCACUUUGGCCAUUGGUGGAUGGAACGAUUCUCAAGGACCCAAAUACAGUGACAUGGUCAAUAACCCCGCAUCGCGAAAACGAUUCAUCAAUCACGCUUUGGACUUCGUUGAGAAGCACGGUUUUGAUGGUCUUGACCUCGAUUGGGAGUACCCCAAGUGUUGGCAAACCGACUGCAACAAGGGGCCUGAUUCUGACAAAGAAGCUUUUAGUGCUUUGAUUAGGGAACUCAGCGAGGUGUUCAAGCCCAAAGGUUUGUUACUCUCGGCGGCUGUCAGUCCCAAUAAGAAGAUCAUCGAGGUUGGCUAUGAGGUGCCCCAAUUGGCUAAAUAUCUUGAUUGGAUUGCCGUCAUGAGCUACGAUUAUCACGGCCAUUGGGACAAGAAGACCGGACACGUGGCCCCCAUGUACGUCCAUGAGGACGAUGAAAUCGAUUACUUCAACACGAACUACACGAUUCAUUAUUGGUUGGAGGCCGGAAUACCCAAAGAAAAACUCAUCAUGGGAAUGCCCUUGUACGGCCAAGCAUUCUCCCUUCAAAACCCGUCCGAGAACGGCUUGAACGCUCCCGCUCCUCAAAAAGGACAAGCCGGGCCAUUCACUCAAGCGGCUGGAUUUUUGGCCUACUACGAGAUCUGCAACAUGGUCAAGAACAAAGGGUACACUGUGGUCGAGGACAAAUCUAGCCCCAAGACCAUGGGUCCGUAUGCCUUCCGGGACCGCCAAUGGGUGUCCUAUGAUGACGUGGCUAUGAUCAGAUACAAGUCGGAAUACAUCCGCAAGUUGGGGUUGGGUGGUGGAAUGGUGUGGGCUUUGGAUUUGGAUGAUUUCAACAACGUUUGUGGUCAAGGAGUUCAUCCUUUAAUGAAUACCAUCAAAAAAGUCCUCGGUCCCCAAAAGGGUGAAUACCCAGGAGUGAUUGAUGGCAGUGGCGACGAAAUGAUUGACAAUUGCGACCAAGACAACAAACCCGAAACCGGAAUGGAUGACCAAAACGAAAACAUGCCCGUAGAUAUAGAGGACAACAAUAUGUCUGGACAAUCCGAGUCCGAUUCAAACCAAGAGCAAUCCGAGGAAUAUAAAGUGGUGUGCUACUUCACAAACUGGGCGUGGUAUCGACAAGGGCCAGGGAAGUACUUGCCUGCCGAGAUUGACCCAUCGCUUUGUACUCACAUUGUCUACGGAUUUGCUGUAUUGGACUCCCAACGAUUGCUUCUCAAGCCUCACGAUAAAUGGGCCGAUUUUGAUAAUGAGUUUUACCAGAAAGUGACCGCCUUGAAAUCCAAGACCAGAAAGGUUCUCUUGGCUUUGGGUGGUUGGAACGAUAGUGCCGGUGACAAGUACAGUCGAUUGGUGAACAACCCGGCGGCCAGGGCAGCCUUCACAAAACAUGUGGUCGAAUUCCUCGAAGAGCACAACUUUGAUGGUCUUGACUUGGAUUGGGAAUAUCCCAAGUGUUGGCAGGUGGAUUGCUCGAAGGGACCCGAGUCUGACAAGCAUGCUUUCACUUUGUGGGUGCAAGAACUUAGCGUUGCUCUUAAAGCCAAGAACCUCCUCCUCACUGCAGCGGUCUCUCCCUCCAAGGCCGUCAUUGAAGAGGCCUACGAAGUCCAAGCUUUAUCCAAUGCCAUGGAUUAUAUCUCCAUCAUGACAUACGACUAUCAUGGGCAAUGGGAUAAGAAAACGGGCCAUGUGGCGCCAAUGUUCCACCAUCCCCUGAAUAGCAAUGAGUUCUACAACAUGAACUACACCGUCUUUAACUGGUUGGAAAAGGGCUUGGACAAGAAGAAAUUGAUUUUGGGCAUGCCCAUGUAUGGACAAUCCUUCACUUUGGCUGAUGCUAAUGAAAAUGGAUUGGCAGCAAAAUCUUACGGCGGUGGUGAAGCUGGACAUUCCACCCGAUCCCGCGGAUUCCUGGCCUAUUACGAAAUUUGCGAGAAGAUCAAUGAAAAGGGUUGGCAAGUGGUGCGGGAUCCCGAGAACCGCAUGGGUCCCUACGCCUUCAAAGGCGACCAAUGGGUGGGUUUCGACGACAUUGACACGAUUCGAUUCAAGAGUGAGUAUGUGAAACGCAUGGGAUUGGGUGGAGCCAUGAUUUGGGCUUUGGACCUGGACGACUUCAAAGGCUUGUGCGGCGGUGAAGACUAUCCGCUCUUGAAGACCAUCAACCGAGCAUUGGGAUAUCGCAACGAUGAACCCAAUUCCGAUAACGAGAUCAGCGGCAAAUUCCGCAUUCAAGAUGAAAUCGGCGUAUUCAGGGCAGAAUUCUCCCAAGGUUCCUACUCUGCUUGCAGCGGAGGUGGGUCAGCUAAGAUUCCUGGGAACUGUGCCGCAUUCCAAGUUUGCAUCAACGGAGAAUAUGUCACCCGCCCUUGUGCACCUGGUACCGUAUUCAAUGGAAACAUUUGUGAUUGGCCCAAUGACGAUGAACCCUGCAUGGAAUCAAACCAAGUAGUUGUAUCAAAUGAACCCGAGACGGAAGAGCCUGGAGAGCCCAUCCUUUACCCUGAUUACAACGAGGAUAGCAAUGGCCAAGGCUCUCCCAUUGUCACCCCCAUUCCCUCCACUAUCAGCACAACCACAAUUGCAUCAACCACAACCCAGAGCUCCUUUGUUCCCGGUCAUCCUGGCAUGGGAACAACCACAGACACGGGAAUGAAAGUGGUUUGUUACUUCACCAAUUGGGCCUGGUAUAGACCCGGCAUUGGAAAGUACGUCCCUGAGGACAUUGAUCCCAACCUCUGCACCCAUGUCAACUACGGCUUUGCUGUCCUGGACCCGGAUCGCCUAAUCAUUAAACCUCAUGACACGUGGGCGGAUAUCGACAGCGAAUUCUACAACAGAGUGAACGCCCUCCAAAAGAAAGGCGUCAAGGUCCUUCUUGCUUUGGGUGGAUGGAACGAUUCGGAAGGAAAUAAGUACAGCCGCAUGGUGAACAACGAGAGCCAUCGCAAACGGUUUGUUGAAGAGGCACUGAGGUUUGUUCAAAAGUAUUCCUUUGAUGGUCUGGAUUUGGAUUGGGAGUACCCCAAGUGUUGGCAAGUGGAUUGCGACAAAGGACCAAUUAGUGACAAAGAGAAUUUCGCCAAUUUGGUCAAGGAACUCAGUGCGGCCUUCAAGCCUCAUGGUUUGUUACUCACGGCGGCGGUAUCGCCCAGUAAGGCUGUUAUUGAUGCGGCUUAUGAUGUGCCAAUUAUCUCCCAAUAUUUGGAUAUCAUCAACGUGAUGACUUACGACUAUCAUGGGCAUUGGGACAAGAAGACGGGACACGUGGCUCCUCUUUUUGAUUACGAGGAAGCCACCUAUGGAUAUUUCAACACCGAAUUUACUAUGAAUUAUUGGAAGGAGCUUGGAGCUGAUUCCAAGAAACUGGUCUUGGGUAUGCCCAUGUACGGCCAGGCAUUCACUCUGAAUGAUGCUUCUCAGACUGGACUGAAUUCCCCGGGCACCAAGGGCAUGGCCGGCAUGCAAACCAGAGCCGCUGGUUUCUUGGCCUACUAUGAGAUCUGCAAGGCUAUUAAAGAGGAUAACUGGGCCGUCAAGAAACAUCCAGAGGGUUCCAUGGGACCGUAUGCCUUCAAAGGCAAUCAAUGGGUUGGCUUUGAUGACUCUGCUAUGAUCAGGAAGAAAUCUCAAUUCGUCAAAGACAAGGGCUAUGGAGGAGCCAUGAUCUGGGCCCUGGACCUAGAUGACUUCCGCAAUGUGUGCGGCUGCGAGCACUAUCCUCUAUUGAGAACCAUCAAUCGCGUUCUUCGGGGAUUGGCCACGCCAGACCCAAAAUGCGAUAUCCCAGAAUCGAACCAGGCUCUGCCACGAAUUCUUCCAUACCAGACGGCUGCUCAGUAUGGCUACCCUCAAUACAACCCCUUUUACAUGGAAACCAAUUCCUAUCUCUCACAUGGAGCUAGUAAUUCCAACAAGUACCCGUCCAAUCAAUUUCCCCUACAGUAUUCGGUCAAAUACUGAGGCAUUACUCAUUCGCUCAACAUACCUUGCAGGCGUGAAAUUUUCUUUUGUCCGGGAGCCUGUUGCAUUAUGCAUAAAUAUAAAUCAGACUGAAACUUA